This is a messenger RNA of Klebsormidium nitens, 1927 nucleotides long. NCBI's taxonomy places the organism in Eukaryota, Viridiplantae, Streptophyta, Klebsormidiophyceae, Klebsormidiales, Klebsormidiaceae. The record is from the annotation of a GenBank genome assembly.
UGAAAUUCUCUUCCAAAGCCUAAGGAGGCCUAAGGAGGCCUGGGCGCUGUUCAGUUCUCUUUGUUUAUUCUCUCUAAAGGACCUUUCAACCUUUGGCUUUCGUUCUUCUGUGUUCUUUUCUAGGGGCUGCACCUUGCGCUGCAGCCAACAUCUUGGUCAUUGUCUACUUUAACUGGUUUCUGAAGGCUUAGAGGAUCUGCGGGUUGAGAUAGCAGACGUGGCGAACAUGGAGAAUGCAGCGGGAGGACCGCCAGGCACAGCAGAUGGGAACGCCUUCAUCAACGAGCCAGCCGCAAAGAAGCAGCGGCGGGCCUCAAAGGGCAUGCCUGCGAUGGACUUGAACGCGCCCGGGCUGUUCAACAUAGUUCCUCAAGCAGAAACCAACAGGAAAGAGAAGCAGAGCAGUUCAAAAGGUGCGCAAAGGAAGCCUCCCACCCCAGGUCAUGUGCUCCCUCCUCAACAGCCCCCAUGGGCCUUCAAGCCGACGUUCAAAGUCCCGCCCAAUGUCAUGGUGUAUCCAGCACACAUGGUACCCCCCCCUCCCCUGGCACCCCCGCUCCACCCCUUCUCAAAUCCCUUUGCUUUUCCCCCGCAACCGAAGAUCCCCAUGGCCCAGCCAAUGUUUUCGUACACUGGGGGUCAUGAGCUCAUCCCAGCUCCCACAUUCACGCCGCUGAUAGAUGUAAAGAUCAGGAAACUGCAGCACCUUGCGACCAUGAGGGAGCUGGACAGCGAGGAGUCGUCCGUGUUGAAGGCGCUGCUGCAGUUGCAAAAGCAGAAGAUGAUGAAGGCGCUAGAAUUCAUGAAAUUGGUGCUGCCGGAGGCGCAGGCGAAGGAGGACAAGCCAAAACGGGUGCUGCACCGGCUAGAAAGGGCAGGAGUGAAGGACGGCCAUGUCUCGGUCAUCGCCCUGGUCAAGCGGAGGGAGACUUACUACGUCUGCUCCGCACUGGACGGCAUUCCGGCAGAGGGCAUCAAUGCUGUGAUGCGGCUUUUGCCUGGGGAGGGGGUUAGCAAGCCCAGGGAAAAAGCUACCCCCCCCGAGGAGCGGGUUGAGGCCGUCCUGCCGAAACCUGAGGACUUUGAAAAGCUGGUGCGAUUCAUGGGGACACCGAACGCCACGUCGGAGGCCCGGCGAAAGUGCCUGCUCUCGUUUCUGUGCCACUGCUACGGCGGGAAGACGCUCCAUGCCGCGGGCUACAUCCACGCGUGCAACCAGGUGAUCAGCGCCGAGAAGGGGACCACGCUCGCGCGCAAGUUCCAAAAGGCGAACGCGAUUCACGAGCUGUUCUCAAGGAAACCCGGGCAGGGGAUGAAGCGGAAACCGGAGGGCGAGGCUUCUCAAGGGGCUUCCGGAGGACUGGGGGCCGGGGUUCCUGGUUUACAAUUGGCAGUUUCGCAGCCAAUGAGUGCCCCGCUGGGAGUUCCAUACCCUAUGGCCGGCCCGCAGAGGCUCGCGCCGCCUAUCAGCGGGCCGCCGAACCGAACGCAGAAGAAGGCCCCAGGUAAGCGGGCAAAAGCGGGGGCGGCACAAAACAAGGACGCGAGUGCUGCCGUGGGGGACGUGGUUGUGGAGGGCGCGUUGAUGCGGGCGGCUGCAUUGGACGACCAGCCAGGUGGAAGCAUAGUCAACGGCUAGCAAUGUACAAAUCAAGACAAGUAAAGAACUGAGUCGGAAACAUGCAAUUAAUGCGUCUACCAGGACUAGCAUCGUCCGACAUGUCGGUUUUUGGGUCUAAUACUAGCUGCCGAAGUUGUUCCUGGCAGCCCCGGGAAUAUUGCUGCUUAUGGCAACAUGUCAGCGCAAAUCUAUGAGAAAGGCAGCGGCUGCAAAUGGACUGCACUUCUUUAUGAUGCCGUGACCAUGGCAAGCUGAGGAGGUCCUUCUUCGGAUUAUGAGGAUUUCAAUUACUCAAAUCUAGUCGAC